This is a messenger RNA of Auanema sp. JU1783, 1032 nucleotides long. The record is from the annotation of a GenBank genome assembly. NCBI's taxonomy places the organism in Eukaryota, Metazoa, Nematoda, Chromadorea, Rhabditida, Rhabditidae.
AUGAGCAACGAUGAGACGUCCAAUGCCACAGAUGAUGUCAUGCCUGAGGACAGUCACAUACCUGAAGAUGUGUUGGAAAGAAUGGUGGAUAAUCUGAAAAUCGAUGUAUCGUCGGCGAAAGUCGAUCCUGAUCGAUGGGUUCAGUUAUCGAAAGAAUGCAAGUAUCUUCCAGAGGAAGAGAUAAUCUCUUUGUGCAAUGUUUUAAUUUCUCGAUUAGCUCUGCUUCCUAAUGUAGUUAGUGUUGAUUCUCCUGUAACAGUUUGCGGUGAUAUUCACGGCCAAUACUUUGAUUUGAUUGAAUUAUUCAAAAUUGGUGGUGAUUUGCCUGACACGAAAUAUAUCUUCAUGGGUGAUUAUGUGGACAGAGGACAUCACAGUUUGGAAACUUGUACAUUAUUAUUUGCUCUCCUUCUACGUUAUCCUGAUAGAAUCACGUUGUUACGUGGAAAUCAUGAAUCUCGUAGAAUUUCUUCUGUUUAUGGCUUCUACGACGAAUGUCAAAACAAAUACGGACAUUCACUGGUAUAUCGAUGGUUUUGCAAAGUUUUCGAUAUGCUGCCUAUCGCAGCCAUUAUUGACGAUUCCGUCAUGUGUGUACAUGGAGGGCUUUCACCAGAAAUAAAAUCGAUCGAUAAGAUGAUGAGUCUGGAUAGAGCUGGUGAAAUUCCGAAUAAGGGUCCCCUCUGUGAUAUUAUGUGGUCGGAUCCUGAAGAUGAUCUCGAAGGUUACAUCAUGAGCCAGCGGGGAGCAGGAUGGUUGUUUGGUCAUAAUGUUGUAGCGAGCUUUUUGGAAACGAAUGGUUUGGAUCUCAUAUGUCGCUCUCAUCAGUUAGUUGACGAAGGGAUUAAAUAUAUGUUCGAUGAGAAAUUAUGUACUGUUUGGUCUGCUCCUAACUACUGUUAUCGAUGUGGUAAUCUAGCAGCAGUUCUAGCUUUAUCCCCAGAUGGAAGUAGAGAAGCUCGGGUUUUCGAAAGUGUCCCGGAACCGGACGGAGCUAAACCCGAGAGAAUACUGACACCAUACUUCCUGUAA